UAUUUGGUAAAGGACGAGAAGCUCCGAAGAAACAUUCAGUGCGAGACAGCAAACAUGAGUUCCAGGUAUGAUCGAGCAAUUACUGUAUUUUCGCCGGACGGUCAUCUUUUUCAAGUUGAAUAUGCACAGGAAGCCGUAAAAAAAGGAUCUACGGCCGUAGGUGUACGGGGAAAUAACAUUGUAGUCCUGGGGGUGGAGAAGAAAGCCGUUGCUAAACUACAAGAAGACAGAACUGUGAGGAAAAUCGCUUUGUUAGAUGAUCAUGUUGCCUUAGCCUUCGCAGGUUUGACAGCAGAUGCAAGAAUAUUGAUAAACAGAGCUCGAGUUGAGUGUCAGAGUCACAAACUGACAGUCGAAGACCCUGUUACCCUAGAGUAUAUCACAAGAUACGUAGCACAAUUAAAACAGAAAUAUACCCAGAGCAAUGGAAGGAGACCGUUUGGAUUGUCAGCUCUUAUUAUAGGAUUUGAUUAUGAUGGCACUCCACAUCUCUACCAAACAGACCCAUCAGGAACCUAUCAUGAGUGGAAGGCUAAUGCCAUCGGUAGAAGCGCUAAACCAGUGCGAGAAUUUUUGGAGAAAAGUUACACAGAUGAAGUGGCAGGCAAUCAAGAGGAGUGCAUCAAGUUGGCGCUGAAGGCUUUGUUAGAGGUGGUCCAGUCUGGAGCCAAAAACGUAGAGCUGGCGGUCAUGAGAGAUAAGGAGCCAUUGAAAAUGCUAGAAUUGGAGGAAGUGGAGAAAUACAUUGCAGAAAUAGAAAAAGAGAAGGAGGAAGAAGCAGAGAAAAAGAAGCAAAAGAAAUAAUGACGCUUAGGAAAUUUGUUUUUACAUCUCUUGUCAUUUAGUAUGUCGUACCAUUCACAGUGUUUAAUUAAAUAAGAAAUAUAC
Messenger RNA from Ostrea edulis (European flat oyster), 888 nucleotides. RefSeq names its product proteasome subunit alpha type-7-like. Gene Ontology annotation, biological process: ubiquitin-dependent protein catabolic process. Bases 55 to 804 code for a protein of 249 amino acids. Gene Ontology annotation, cellular component: nucleus; proteasome core complex, alpha-subunit complex; proteasome core complex. The transcript is spliced from 2 exons. The record is from RefSeq and is a predicted model, not a curated record. NCBI's taxonomy places the organism in Eukaryota, Metazoa, Mollusca, Bivalvia, Ostreida, Ostreidae.